Gloeophyllum trabeum ATCC 11539 is the source of this 1133-nucleotide messenger RNA. Its product is annotated as ATP synthase F1 gamma. Gene Ontology annotation, biological process: proton motive force-driven ATP synthesis. Lineage: Eukaryota; Fungi; Basidiomycota; Agaricomycetes; Gloeophyllales; Gloeophyllaceae. The record is from RefSeq and is a predicted model, not a curated record. Gene Ontology annotation, molecular function: proton-transporting ATP synthase activity, rotational mechanism. The transcript has 6 exons. Bases 49 to 939 code for a protein of 296 amino acids.
GCGAACGACGUAAACCGCACAUCCUCCCUCAGUGCAUCCCUUGUCGCCAUGCUUGCUCGGCGGACGCUGGCUCGUGUCGGUUCCCAGCCUUCGGUGCUGGGAGCAGCCCCCACAAAUGCUCGUAACAUGGCGACGCUCCGUGAGCUUGAGCUGCGUCUCAAGUCCGUCAGGAAUAUUGAGAAAAUCACGAAGUCGAUGAAAAUGAUUGCGUCUACAAAAUUGGCGAAGGCUCAGCGUGCCAUGACUCAAGGGAAGGAGUACGGUGCAGCGAACGCCGAGCUGUUCCAGAAUGCUCCUACUGAGACACCGGCCAAGCGCAAACUCUUCAUUGUCGUCUCGUCUGACAAGGGUUUGUGCGGUGGUGUCCACUCCUCCGUCUCAAAGGCCACCAGGCGUGUGUUCGCCGAGCAGCAGGAGAUUGACCCCGAGUCCCCCAUCACGAUUAUCGGCGACAAGUCCAAGGCCCAGCUCUCCCGUGCCCUUCCCAAGAACGUCGCCCUCACGUUCAACCAGAUCGGCCGUGACGUCCCGACCUUCGCCGAUGCUGCUGGCGUCGCGGACUUGAUCAUCAAGUCCGGCGUGAAGUACGAUAGCAUCACCAUCGUUUACAACAAGUUCAUCUCUGCGAUCUCGUACGAGGCUGCCACUCUGGAGGUUUUAACCGAGAACGCUCUUAAGGAGUCACCGGGUUUCAAGGCAUACGAGAUGGAGGAUGACUUCACUAAGGACUUGUCUGAGUUCGCUCUUGCCAACGCUAUCUACGCCGCCCUUGUAGAGGGUCACGCAUGCGAAAUCAGCGCCCGUCGAAACGCUAUGGACAACGCGUCCAAGAACGCGUCAGACAUGAUCAACUCCCUCCAGCUGCAGUACAACCGUGGUCGUCAAGCCGCGAUUACGAACGAGUUGGUGGACAUUAUCACUGGUGCGAGUGCGUUGUAGAGGCGCGAUUCGCCAAAGCGGGCGUUGUGGGCAUCCAAGUACAGACCGUGGAUUUUGCUAGCGAGUCCGGGCCCUGUACUGUGGAUGCAACUAGAACAAUUCAUACAUUAUUCCGCUAAUCUAUGUUAGCAGACGAUGUGGAAUGUUCCACACCUGAUGCAGACACGACCAGGAACGUGUAAAUCUCCUGACUG